CGCUGUACCAGACCUUUGUGUGAGGUCCCGAUCAUGUGAUCACUGAUUGGCCAAUCAGUGAUCACAUGAACAGUAGUAAGCAAGAUGUCACUUCCUGACAUCAUUGCUUACUACUUGUGAAAUCUGUGAAUGAUCACAACCUUGUACCAUGUGACAAGGUGUGACCAAUCACAACUCGCCUUGUACCAUGUGACAAGCUGUGACCAAUCACGAGCUCAAACAGUAUUUCUCAAUGGCUGCUGAAGAAUGCAGCCAGAGAGAAGGAGAAAUGAUUGAUU
Staurois parvus is the source of this 278-nucleotide messenger RNA. NCBI's taxonomy places the organism in Eukaryota, Metazoa, Chordata, Amphibia, Anura, Ranidae. The record is from the annotation of a GenBank genome assembly.